Molecule: messenger RNA, 1617 nt
Organism: Lytechinus pictus (painted urchin)
Lineage: Eukaryota; Metazoa; Echinodermata; Echinoidea; Temnopleuroida; Toxopneustidae
Exons: 2
Coding region: 1-1617 (538 amino acids)
Molecular function (GO): catalytic activity
Source: RefSeq, a predicted model, not a curated record
AUGGGUAUUUGUAGAGGUAGAACAAGAAGAUGUCGAAAAGGGGGAAGAUGUAGACGACGAGCGCGUCGAGAGCUACAUGAAUCUCAGACAUCUAAUGAAGUCACCAAAGAUUCAGUGACCCUAGCCCUGUGGAACGCCAGAUCACUGAAUAAUAAGACUCAUAUGUUCUGUGACCUUAUGAUCAACAAUAGAGUAGACAUCGCAGCUAUAACAGAGACGUGGUUCACAGGUGAUCAUCGUGAUGACAUCCCACUAGCACAUAUAUCAUCCACCCUCCAGAGCUAUAUCGUACAUCAUGUGCCAAGAGAGGGUCGUCUAGGAGGUGGUGUAGCUGUAUGUGUACAUCAAUCCUUCAAAGUCAAGAGGUUUCAAUCAGCCAAUAUCUUCACAUCAUUUGAAUACAUGGAUGUACUCGUUACUGCUCAUGGACAUGUUCCGGUUCGACUUCUGGUCGUGUAUCGCCCACAACGAACCGCUUCUGGACAGUCUACUGAUCAGCUUUUUCUUCAAGAAUUUUCUACACUUAUGGAGCAGCUUGUAUCUUCAACACAUCAGUUGCUGAUUGUUGGUGAUUUUAAUUUUCACGUGGACAUUGCUACGGACUCAAACUCUGUCAACUUCCUGAAUGAUAUUGCAGCUCUUAACCUUCAGCAACACGUCCAUUUCCCAACACAUAAAAAUGGACACACAUUAGAUCUGGUCCUUACACGAGCAAAUGAGGCCCUCAUUAGUAAUGUAUCAAAAGAAGGUUAUCUACCAUCCGAUCAUGUAGCCGUCACUUGCUCUUUGAACAUUCGUAAACCAAAGCCCCAAAAGGUACAGAUCAGAACUCGCAAAAUCCAAAAUAUUGAUCUUGAGGCAUUUCGUCAAGACAUUCUUGUGUCUGAGCUAUACUCUACCCCCUCGGACACCAUAGAUGGACAGGUUGACCGGUUUGAGUCUACGCUUUCUACUCUCCUAGAUAAGCAUGCCCCGGUGGUUACACGCGUCAUUACAAGCCGACCUGAAUCUCCUUGGUAUGGUGAUGACCUGCGAGAGCUUAAGCGUGAACUAAGGGUAUUAGAACGUAAAGCAUUCCCACGUGGUUUGGAGAUCGAUCGGGAGCGUUUCCGAAAAGCAGCCCAUCACUACAGUAACAAGCUGAUAUCUGCAAAGAGUUUGUAUCAUCGAAACCAGCUCAGAGACUGCACUCCGCGUGAACUAUUCAAGAAGAUUGAACGGUUAACGCAGCCUACCACUUCUUCAGUCAUUCCCAGUAUAAAUAACUGUGACUCAGUAGCUGAAUGUUUUGUUAAUUUCUUCAAAGAGAAAGUGACAAGCAUAACCGAUCAGCUAAAGGUUGCAUCUUCGGCUACAUCUUCGCCGAGUGGCAUCUGUUUUGGUGAGGGGCUUUCCAACUGCAAGUCAUCAUUUACACACUUCAAAACAGUGUCAGAUGAAGAACUAAAACCGCCGUGUCGAGCACCGGGCAGGUCAAGCAGACAUUCGUUCUCCAGCGAUCGCCGCUGUAGAGAGGGCGAUAUUAGCACCAUUACCGCUCAGCGGUAUGACUCACUAUCUCGUAGCUCUGCCGAGCUUAUGAGCUUGAAUAUCGGAACUGAAUGUCACGGCGAUUAA